AUGUUCGCUCACGAGGACGUUCACGCUCAAGGAGGGGGCGACUGUCACGCGGCACCGCGUGACAUCAUCUUUCCCCAUCAACGAGGUUCCUUUGGACAUCAGUUCGCCAUCAACGAUCCAGUUCUCAUGAACUUCAUCACCCACGAGGGUAUUAGGAGGCUAACUUCGUCGAGGGCGAAUACCCAAGGCAGUACUUUGCAACCUGUCAUUAUCACCGUUGGUUUGCCGUCCGCUGUGGCCCCUCCUGUCGCCGCACCUUCUAUUGUGGCUCCUCCUGUUGCCAUAUCCCCGGCCGCGGCUCCAACUCUUCUCUCUCCUGGCCAACAGGAGGUCAGACCUGCUCCUGUUGGCCCUUCGCAAACUCCGGGCCGCUCUGCCACUGUGGUGGAGAUAGAUGAUGAUGAUGAAGAAAUGGACGGCGUCAAUAGUGACAAAGACAUGGAUGAUGUAGAUGAUGAUGAGGGAACGGGCGAUGCAGAUGAUGAUGAGGGAAUGGGUGAUGUAGAUGAGGAAACGUUUGAUAUUGAUCGUGGUGAUGAGGAGUUGUUUGAGGAUAGAGACGAUUGGGUGGCUGAGCUAGCGGCGUUGACUGUCCGCGUUGUCAAAGGGUAUCCUGAACUUCGUGUGAUGAUGCUGGGCUCCAAUGGGAAGAAGCGCGUUGCCUACAUGGCCAAGCUGUCCCAGGUGAAAUCCGAGAAACACCGCCGCUCUGCUUCCGCCCACAACAAAGUACCUCCCCCUUCGGCAAAAAGGGUCAAAGGGACGCCUCAGUCCUUGUCCGAUUUGGAGGAAAUGUCUCCCCCCACUCCCCACGAGACAGGGAGUGCUUGCAAAUUGUCUUUGCGGGAACAAGAGAGGUUGUGGAAGUUGUUUGCCGCUGAAAGGGAACGUUGGGAGAUCGCCAGUGUAGAGGACUCAUGUGAUAGAUGUCGUCGUAAAAUUAUCAAGUACAGGAGAAAAGAUUGGCCGUGUCUGCGACCGGUCAAACCUCAUAAUUGGGGAUCUUGUUGUGCUUCAUGCACUUCUGGACCGUGCUCGUUCUGGCCCCCCAACUCUGCCUGGGACAUUCCUCCUAGAGCUUCUGCCCCUCUCGGUCCUCCGUACACUCCGUCCACCGCUGUCCGCAGUCGUCUCCCUACGGUCCAAGACAGGGACUAUCCGUCGCGCUCUUCUUCGGCAAACUUUUCCUCUCCCGGCCCGACUUCACCAUCCCCCGCCGUCCGUCGUUUCUCUCCCUCUCCUGUGGCCAGACCGUCUUGCCUCCCUGCCACUCCUUCAGCUCCGUCUUGUUGCACUCCCCGUCGUGCUCCGUCCACCGCCCUUCAGCCUCCUACUCCUGUGGCUGGCCCAUCUUCACCGGAGACCCACAGAUUUCUACAAGACUUCCAUCGAGUUCGACCCAACCUGCGACCUGGUUAUCGUGUUUCCAGUACCGUUACAGUGAUUUCUGACCGAACUCAUAUGGGUUCAGGUGUAUUCAUGGUGAACGCAUAUGAACUCAUGAUGAAUGCGUAUGAACUCAUGGUGAACUCAUGUGGUAUCAUGGUGAACUCAUACAGUAUCAUGGUGAACUCAUACGGUAUCAUGGUGAACUCAUACAGUAUCAUGGUGAACUCAUACGGUAUCAUGGUGAUCUCACCUGUACUGAUAUGA
Molecule: messenger RNA, 1653 nt
Organism: Tremella mesenterica DSM 1558
Lineage: Eukaryota; Fungi; Basidiomycota; Tremellomycetes; Tremellales; Tremellaceae
Exons: 6
Coding region: 1-1653 (550 amino acids)
Source: RefSeq, a predicted model, not a curated record